AUGUCAAUGACAAUGACAAGGCGCAAGCGUGCGAGAAAGGCAUGCAUUCCUUGCCACCAGCGCAAACGCAAAUGCGACGCCGCAUACCCUUGUGGCAUGUGCACAACCUAUGAAUACAACUGCAGCUACGUCGACGACGACGCCACUGGUGCUCCUCAAGCCAAGCGCGCCAGCAUCAACAGCAGAAGGAACACGGCAAGCCGGACAGCCACAUCAAGGCAGGGUUCCGCCAGCCAGUCUCAGGAUGCAGAGCCUCAGCCAAACGCCCGCGAAGCCGAUGAUCCGGAGAGGAGGAGCCCCACCUUCGGACUCGGGACCGGCGCCGGCUCGUUCAAGGAUAUCGGUAACAGCUCGGAGUCUGCCGGCAUCUUCGAUGAGCACAAGUCUAGAUACGCCGGGGCAUCAGCAGUCAUGGCAUUCCCGCACAUCCUGGGCAGUGCUCUCGGCUCCGACAGCCCUUCCAAGAUGCACUCGCUUGCGUUCAACUUUGGCAUCCGACCAGAGGAGGCUGCUAACUCGCAUCUCUUGCUGGGAACGCUCAUCUUGGAGGAAGACCUUGGCCUCUUCUCUGCUGUGUACUUCUCGGCCCUGGCACCUAUCAGCGACUAUCUGGACCCGGUAAUCUACGCUCAGCGAUGUCGAGAUUAUUACCAUGGCUCCGGCAGUACCAUGAUCGCCUUUGGUGCUGUGGCAGCUGGCGUCGCCGCUCUUGGGUCGUUUCUAUCCCCAAACAGACACCCGCGAGAAUCUGACCUGGUGCAGUACGCAAAAGCCAUUCUCGACGAUCCGGCAUCCAUGCGCAUGCUGGGCAUCGACCACAUCAUUGCUUGGGCCAUGCGUGUGUUUUACUUACGGGCUACGAGCCGCCCCAACAAUGCCUGGAUUGCGUCGUGCACUGCCAUGCACCUAAUCGAGGCGGUAGGUCUGCACGAAGAGGAAAACAUCAAAAAGAUGGCAUCAAAUGGGCACGAUGCGGACCGGCUGAGACGAAUAUUCUGGAUCUCCUGGGCCGGACAUACCUUACUGUCAUAUGAGUACGAUCGCUCGUCUGUGCGAUUUCGAGCCGUGACGUGCCAAGCCAUCAGCCCGAAAUCAGGGUCCGUUGCCGACCAGUUUGUUCAAAUGGCCCAGAUUAUCCCGGCGCCAAAUUCUCCAUUCCACCUCGACUGUCAGCCCUCAUCUCCUCGAGAGGAGCUAUUUGAGCGUCUCAAAGCAUUGGACAAGCUCCCAUUAACUCAUCCGUUUCUGUUGGUGACCAAAGCGGACCUUGCAUUUUGUUUCUAUCGACGCAUUUACCAGCUCAAGAUGGGUAUAUCGGACGACAUCAUCAACCUCAUAAUUGAUAGUGGCAACGCUGCAGUGGAUGCGGCUCAACAGCUAGCUAACCAAGGGCGUCUGUUCUGGAACCUCAUCGGUAGUGUCUUCCAGUAUACCUGCGUCCUGUUGGCCAUCGACACGCCUGCAUCAUCUGCGCACAUCGCCACUGCUUUCAAGGGCUUGGAGAGUCUCGUCAAGGCUGCCGACACGGGUCUGACGCGUGAGGCAUUGUCCAUGGCGCGGCAUUUGCUCAGCCUCCAUACGGCGAAGAAGCGAAAGGAGCUUACCCAGCUGGAAGCAGUUGAGUCGAGCUAUCAGUCGUUCGAAGGGCAGCCAGAUUCUGAGCCUGAUAACGUUAUGUCAGACAUGGGCUGGGAGAUGGACUGGGAACAGUUCCUCUUCGAACCAUAUCUAUCGAUGCUCGGCCAUGACGCACAGUUGUAG
Pochonia chlamydosporia 170 is the source of this 1761-nucleotide messenger RNA. RefSeq names its product C6 zinc finger domain-containing protein. The transcript has a single exon. Bases 1 to 1761 code for a protein of 586 amino acids. Gene Ontology annotation, biological process: DNA-templated transcription; regulation of DNA-templated transcription; response to xenobiotic stimulus. NCBI's taxonomy places the organism in Eukaryota, Fungi, Ascomycota, Sordariomycetes, Hypocreales, Clavicipitaceae. Gene Ontology annotation, molecular function: DNA binding; zinc ion binding; DNA-binding transcription factor activity, RNA polymerase II-specific. The record is from RefSeq and is a predicted model, not a curated record.